AUGAAUGCCUUAGUUUGGAACUGUAGGGGUUUCGGACAACCUCCCAUAGUUCGCCAACUUCGGAAGAUGGUAAAAAUGUUUAAACCAUCUUUCGUGUUUUUGUCCGAGACCCAGAAGAAAAGGUCUUACAUGGAAACUAAGAGAAAGAGUAUGAGAUUUGCUGGAAACUCCUAUGUUUGUCCAAUUGAUCAAGCAGGUGGCCUUGCUCUGUGGUGGGUUGAGGGUAUUUCCUGCAAAAUUCUGGAUAGUGAUCAAUUUUUUAUUGAUGUUUUAGUUGAGGGGGAUGAUGGUUUUUACAUUACUUUUGUUCAUGCUCCCUCUGAUCCGAAUCGGCGUAGGGACUUUUGGGAUCGGAUUAGUAGCCUUCGCAGUAGCUUUGAUGAUAAGUGGGUUGUCAUAGGAGAUAUGAAUGUGAUUUUGUUCCCGGAGGAAAAAUUGGGUGGAGGCCCUCCAAGGAACGAAUCUGUAAUCCCUUUUAAGAAUUUUGUUGAUGACAAUGCUUUAAUGGACCUUGGUUUUAAAGGUUACCCCUUUACUUGGAAUAAUAACCGUGAGGGCCAGCGAAGAGUGGAGGAGAGGCUUGAUAGAGCUUUAUGCUCUGCAUCAUGGAGAUCAAAGUUCAGAAACGCCCUUGUCUUCCACGAAUUACCUAUCGAGUCGGAUCAUUGGCCAUUAAGACUGGAGAUGAAGGGGACUAAAGUAAGAUCAAAUCCUCCAUUCCGUUUUGACUCAAGAUGGCUUAAUCAAGAAGAGUGUAAUAAUAUAGUGAAUUGUAAAUGGGAUAAUGGAGGGAUGUGUCAUGAUAGACUGUUGAAUUGUGAGAAGGAAUUAAAAGAAUGGGCCAGAGAAGUUUACUGGGACCAGAACAAGAGAGCUGCGGAUAUUCAGGCAAGAUUAGAGGAAAUUUUUAUAAUGGAUAGGUCAGUUGAUAUUGUUCAAGAAGAGAAGUUUGAUGACCGAACUUGCUGCCAUUUGGAAAGAUGA
Molecule: messenger RNA, 984 nt
Organism: Linum trigynum
Lineage: Eukaryota; Viridiplantae; Streptophyta; Magnoliopsida; Malpighiales; Linaceae
Source: the annotation of a GenBank genome assembly